Molecule: messenger RNA, 19482 nt
Organism: Coregonus sp. 'balchen'
Lineage: Eukaryota; Metazoa; Chordata; Actinopteri; Salmoniformes; Salmonidae
Source: the annotation of a GenBank genome assembly
AUGAAGCCUCUACAGGUCUCUGUGUGCUGCUUGCUCUCCCUGCUCGUCCUGGUCGCUGCAGGUAAGAUUACAUCAAUUAAGAUUAAAAGAAGAAAACAAAUUAGUCCAUUAAGUUUUUAUUACUGUAGAUGGGCAUGUUCCUUUGCUCAGAAAGAGGUCGAGGGGGACAUACGAAUGUCAGACUUUUUGAAUGAAUGGAAAUGCCAAUGGCUGCAGUGCAGACCCUAUACGAGGGUUUGUGAUAUUAACUGAAUAUGAAUGCCACUUGCAUCCUGAGUCUUACUUGAGAUUGAGAGAGAGAGUAGUAGACUGUUGGCAAGAGUGUGUGAAAGGCUGAUCAUGAGAACAUGGUCAUGGGGAUGUAGAAAUACAACUUUAUUUCAUUUGAAAAAUGAGGAAUUUAGUAUUUAUUUCAUUAUUAUCACUUAUCUAUUGUAUCAUUAUUCAUACCUCAAUGCUAUUACAAUGCCUUCCAAAAGUAUUCAUCCCCCUUUGGCGUUUUUUCUAUUUUGUUGCAUUACACCUUGUAAUUUAAAUUGAUUUUUAUUUGGAUUUCAUGUAAUGGACAUACACAAAAUAGUCAAAAUUGGUGAAGUGAAAUUAAAAAAAUAACUUGUUUCAAAAAAGUCUAAAAAUUAAUAAUGGAAAAGUGGUGCGUGCAUAUGUAUUCACCCCCUUUGCUAUGACACCCCUAAAUAAGAUCUGGUGCAACCAAUUACCUUCAGAAGUCACAUAAUUAGUUAAAUAAAGUCCACCUGUGUGCAAUCUAAGUGCCACAUGAUCUCAGUAUAUAUACACCUGUUCUGAAAGGACCCAGAGUCUUCAACACCACUAAGCAACAGGCACCACCAAUCAAGCGGCACCAUAAAGAUCAAGGAGCUCUCCAAACAGGUCAGGGACAAAGUUGUGGAGAAGUACAAAUCAGGGUUGGAUUAUAAGAAAAAGAUCAGAAACUUUGAACAUCCCACAGAGCACCAUUAAAUCCAUUAUUAAAAACUUGAAAUAAUAUGGCACCAAGAGAGGGCCGCCCAGAGAGGGCCGCCCACCAAAACUCAUGGACCAAGCAAGGAGGGCAUUAAUCAGAGAGGCAACAAAGAGACCAAAGAUAACCCUGAAGGAGCUGCAAAGCUCCACAGCGGAGAUUGGAGUAUCUGUCCAUAGGACCACGUUAAGCCGUACACUCCACAGAGCUGGGCUUUACAGAAGAGUGGCCAGAAAAAAGCCAUUGCUUUAAGAAAGAAAUAAGCAAACAUGUUUGGUGUUCGCCAAAAGGCAUGUGGGAGACUCCCCAAACCUAUGGACUAUGGUCAUAUGAGACUAAAAUUGAGCUUUUUGGCCAUCAAUGAAAACGCUAUGUCUGGCGCAAACCCAACACCUCUCAUCACCCCGAGAACACCAUCCCCACAGUGAAGCAUGGUGGUGGCAGCAUCAUGUUGUGGGGAUGUUUUUCAUCGGCAGGGACUGGGAAACUGGUCAAUAUUGAAGGAAUGAUGGAUGGCGCUAAAUACAGGGAAAUUCUUGAGGGAAACCUGUUUCAGUCUUCCAGAGAUUUGAGACAGGGACGGAGGUUCACCUUCCAGCAGGACAAUGACCCUAAGCAUACUGCUAAAGCAACACUCGAGUGGUUGAAAGGGAAACAUUUAAAUGUCUUGGAAUGGCCUAGUCAAAGCCCAGACCUCAAUCCAAUUGAAAAUCUAUGGUAUGACUUAAAGAUUGCUGUACACCAGCGGAACCCAUCCAACUUGAAGGAGCUGCAGCAGUUUUGCCUUGAAGAAUGGGCAAAAAUGCCAGUGGCUAGAUGUGCCAAGCUUAUAGAGACCUACCUCAAGAGACUUGCAGCUGUAUUUGCUGCAAAAGGUGGCUCUACAAAGUAUUGACUUUGGGGGGGUGAAUAGUUAUGCACGCUCAAGUUUUCUGUUAUUUUGUCUUAUUUCUUAUUUGCUUCACAAUAAAAAAUAUUUUGCAUCUUCAAAGUGGUUGGCAUGUUGUGUAAAUCAAAUGAUACAAACCCCCAAAAAAUCCAUUUUAAUUCCAGAUUGUAAGGCAACAAAAUAGGAAAAAUGCCAAGGGGGGUGAAUACUUUCGUAAACCACUGUACAUAUAUAUACAGUACCAGUCAAAGGUUUUGACACAUCUACUCAUUCAAAGGUUUUUCUUUAUUUUUACUAUUUUCUACAUUGUAGAAUAAUAGUGAAGACAUCAAAACUAUGAAAUAACACAUAUGGAAUCAUGCAGUAACCAAAAAAGUGUUUAACAAAUCAAAAUAUAUUUUAUAUUUGAGAUUCUUCAAAGUAGCCACCCUUUGCCUUAUGACAGCUUUGUACACGCUUGGCAUUCUCUCAACCAGCUUAAUGAGGUAGUCACCUGGAAUGCAUUUCAAUUAACAGGUGUGCCUUCUUAAAAGUUAAUUUGUGGAAUUUCUUUCCUUCUUAAUGCGUUUGAGCCAAUCAGUUGUGUUGUGACAAGGUGGGGGGGGGGGGGGGGGGGGGGGGAAUAUAGCCCUAUUUGGUAAAAGUCCAUAUUAUGGUCCCCUGUAGCUCAGUUGGUAGAGCAUGGCGCUUGCAACGCCAGGGUUGUGGGUUCGUUUCCCACGGGGGGCCAGUAUGAAAAAUGUAUGCACUCACUAACUGUAAGUCGCUCUGGAUAAGAGCGUCUGCUAAAUGACUAAAAUGUAAAUGUAUGGUAAGAACAGCUCAAAUAAGCAAAGAGAAACGGCAGUCCAUCAUUACUUUAAGACAUGAAGGUCAGUCAAUCCGGAAUAUUUCAAGAACUUUUAAAGUUUCAAGCGCUGUGAUGAAAGCGCUAUGAUGAAACUGUCUCUCAUGAGGACCGCCACAGGAAAGGAAGACCCAGAGUUACCUCUGCUGCAGAGGAUAAGUUCAUUAGAGUUACCAGCCUCAGAAAUUGCAGCCCAAAUAAAUGCUUCACAGUUACAGACACAUCUCAAUAUCAACUGUUCAGAGGGGACUGCUUGAAUCAGGCCUUCAUUGUCGAAUUGCUGCAAAGAAACCACUACUAAAGGACACCAAUAAGAAGAAGAGACUUGCUUGAGCCAAGAAACAUGAGCAAUGGACAGUAGACCGGUGGAAAUCUGUCCUUUGGUCUAAUCAGUCUAAAUUCAAGAUUUUUGGUUCCAACCGCCGUGUCUUUGUGAGAUGCAGAGUGGGUGAACGGAUGAUCUCCGCAUGUGUGGUUCCCACCGUGAAGCAUGGAGGAGGAGGUGUGAUGGUGUGGGGGUGCUUUGCUGGUGACACUGUCUGUGAUUUAUUUAGAAUUCAAGGCACACUUAACCAGCAUGGCUACCACAGCAUUCUGCAGCGGUACGCCAUCCCAUCUGGUUUGCGCUUAGUGGGACUAUAAUUUGUUUUUCAACAGGACAAUGACCCAUCACACCUCCAGGCUGUGUAAGGGCUAUUUGACCAAGAACGAGAGUGAUGGAGUGCUGCAUCAGAUGACCUGGCCUCCACAAUCGCUGACCUCAACCCAAUUGAGAUGGUUUGGGAUGAGUUGGACCGCAGAGUGAAGGAAAAGCAGCCAACAAGUGCUCAGCAUAUGUGGGAACUCCUUCAAUACUGUUUGAAAAGCAUUCCAGGUGAAGCUGGUUGAGAGAAUGCCAAGAGUGUGCAAAGCUGUCAUCAAGGCAAAGGGUGGCUACUUUGAAGAAUCUAAAAUCUAAAAUAUAUUUUUGGGUUACUACAUGAUUCCAUAUGUGUUUUUCCAUAGUUGUGAUGUCUUCACUAUUAUUCUACAAUGUAGAAAAUAGUAAAAAAUAAAGAAAAACACUUGAAUGAGUAGAUGUGUCCAAACUUUUGACUGGUACUGUAGAUGGUGUAUAUCUAUGGCUGUCCCAGGCUGGCUGACUGUGGAGGUAUAUAGACUGUGUAUGUCUAUGGCUGUCCCAGGCUGGCUGACUGUGGAGGUAUAUAGACUGUGUAUGUCUAUGGCUGUCCCAGGCUGGCUGACUGUGGAGGUAUAUAGACUGUGUAUGUCUAUGGCUGUCCCAGGCUGGCUGACUGUGGAGGUAUAUAGACUGUGUAUGUCUAUGGCUGUCCCAGGCUUGGGGGGGGGGGGAUACCCUUGCUUGUCCUUGCUGUCACUUAAUCCCUGUACCUUCCAGGCCUCCAUAGUUAGUCAGGUGGCUGGAGCCUUAGUGAGUGUGCUGCUGUAACCAGACACCAUACAAAUGUCACAGAGACUCAUAGAUACACCCACUGCCAGUGUGGGUCUGUUUGCAGCCUUACUACAAUAGGGUUCUGUGGGGUUUGCCAAAGACUAUGUACAAUGUAGUCCAUGCAUUUGAUAUUCUAAAUGCAAAAGCCAUUUCUCUGUAGUUCUGCAAACCUAUUUGUGUCUGCACAGCUUGAUAAGCUGCAGUUGCAGAUAGUCAGUAGUCCAUGUGUAGGGGAUGCCCCCAGUGCUAUAACAGGACACACACACACACACACACACACACACACACACACACACACACACACACGCUGGUACAAAGUGGUGCUAUAGACAGACUAUAGCAGUGUUCAGUAGCAGCCUGUCUGUUGGGCAGUGCAUCCUGAUAAUGGAUGCCCCUAUAUGGACGCCGCAACAGAAAUACCUUAUGAUAGUGACAGAGCUAGAGCCCCCUAGAGCAGGGUUUCCCAAACUCGGUCCUGGGGCCCCCCCUGGGUACAUGUUUUGGUUUUUGCCCUAGUACAGCUGAUUCAAAUAAUCAAAGCUUGAUGAUGAGUUGGUUAUUUGAAUCAGCUGUGUAGCGCUAGGGCAAAAACCAGAACGUGCACCCAGGGGGGGCCCAGGACAGAGUUUGGGAAACCCUGCCCUAGAGUGACAGCAGCUGUGGUGUGUGUGUGUGUGUGUGUGUGUGUGAAAGAGAGACAGAGGGAUAAUGUGUUGAAGUAGGGAGCGUGCUUGCGUGUUUGCUUGUCCGUAUUAGUGAGCGUUGCUGUGCAUAUGCGCAAUAAGGCUGUCGUCAAGGCCGGUGACAAUCAGUGACAAUCGUCAGGGAAGGACAACGUCACUCCUCCUGAAUAUAGCAGCUUUCCAUUCCUCUAUCUGACUCAUUGUAGAUCUAUUCAUAUCCCUGAUUGAGACCAGUAGGACCCAGGCACCAUGCCCCAGGCACCUGUCCCACUCCAUCCCCACUUUGAUGUACUCUGCCUGGGUACUCACACUGCCAGGGCAGGGUCUUGGGGCUGGAGACCAACCAGGAACAGGCUCACUGUCCGGUGUUACAUAACUGUAUAUUAACAGGAUUACAAUGCAACAGCCUAUUUGUGCUGUGUUUGUUUGAUUGCUAAAAUAAUCGUGACAAGCACAGAGUGAGGUCUAAAAGCUGGUUAAUCCUAGUCCAGUAAAUGUUCUAUUGUACAUUAGUCAAUAUUAUUAGGGUAUCCUAUGGUAUAUAUCCCAUAUAUAUGCUAUACCAUACUGUAUGAUCUAUUAUAUGCUCUAUCUCUCUCUAUCUCUCUCUCUCAUCACCUUCUAUGUCUCCUAUCUCUCAUCUCUUUUCUCUUUCACUGUCUCUCUCUCACCCCCCCCCCUUCUCUCCCUCCUACUCCUCUCUCUUUCUCUCACUCUCUCGCUCUCUCUGUCUCUGUCACGCCUUGACUCAGAGGACGCUUAUAUGUUGAGUCAGGGUUUGUAUUUUCCUUGUUGUGUUUUCCUAUGUUGUAUUUUCUAUGUUUAGAUCUAGUAUGUCUAGAUCUAUGUUGGCCGGUGUGGUUCUCAAUCAGAGGCAGCUGUCGCUCGUUGUCUCUAAUUGGGUACCAUACUUAGGCAGCUUAUGGGCACUAGUGGGUUGUGGGAUCUUGUUCCGUGUGAGGUUUGUUGUGUGUACCUUAGGACAUCACAUAUCGUUAGUUUAUUGUUUUUCGUUGUGUUUAUUCGUUAAAUAAACAUGUUGGCAUAUCACGCUGCGCCUUGGUCCUUCUCGUUCAUGAACGAACGUGACAGUCUCUCUGUCUCUCUCUCUCUCUCUUUCCCUGCUGUUGAACUUUUACAGUGAUCUUUAUCUAAGCUUAGGGGGAAAACCCCAGCGAUCAUUCCCAUAUGUAGUCUCUUCAUUCUCCCGUCCCUCCAUCCCUCUUUCCCUCCCUCCAUCUCCCUAACUGCGUUAACUCUAAUUAAAUUAAGCUACUUGGCUGCUACCAAAUACGAUCCUGUGGAAUACCUGUAUCAACAAACAAAUUUUUCUAUUUCUGAAAACGGGAUCAACAUUUGGAUAUUUGGUCGGUUUAAGUCAUGACUGUCCAGGCUAUUGCUAUUGCUUAGCUCCAUGUCUUUACCACAGAAUCUUCAUUCAAUGAUUAUAGUGGCCCUUAAAGGGAAAAGUAGUUAAAAAAUAUAUAUUAAGUCAACAUAAACAAACAAACGGUCUCUCGUUAAUGUUUGACCCCGUUACCUAAUGUUGUAUCAAUGCUGGUAACCUGACAACGUUACACCAUUCAAAUUCUUGCCGUCCGUACACACGUUCAUGUAACUGUGCAGACGACUGACGACGCUGUCGGACUAUGUCUAUGGAUGCCGUCCAAUCCACAUCUCGUCACAUACACACACACACACACACACAGACACACAGACAGACAAUCGACGACGCACUAUGUCUAUGGGUGCCAUCCAACCCGCGAGGGCGGCAGUGAGCAUUUCAUUUGGCCCCUCUGGAUUUCCUAUCACAUUGCCUUCCAAGUUCUUCUCACACACACACCCACCCACCUUCAGCACACACACACAUGCUCUCUUGCUCUCUCUCUCUCUUUCUCUAACACACACACUCCCCAUCUCGUUGGUUUUAUUUAAUUAGGGACACCCAGGGUACACUUAAGUCGGUGGGAGACUGUUUAUGACUGGGGGUCAGCGAGCCAAAGGCUACAUUGAAUGCCAGGGGUGAGAGAGAAACACCUCUCGUGUUCUUCUUAUCACCCAUUACCGCCCCCUGUUUGUGGCAGACUGGUGCUGCAGGACAAAUAGGCUGUAGGAGUGGGCCUAAAUACAUACAUAAAUAAAUAUGCAACUUAGCAGAUGCUUUUAUCCACAGUGACUUACAUUAUCUGAUCACGCAGGAAUUCAACCUAUGACCUUAAUGUUACUUGCGCUACACUCUUGCCGAAUAGGACACUGCUUACCGAUCGGAUAGAUCAGUGAUGCCCUCUCCUUGUCCCGGGGAGAUCUGUGAUCAAAGCCCUGGAAAUCCAUGUGCUUUCAGGCUUUGCCAGAGUGUGACGGACUCAACACCCUAUACCCUAUACCCUAUUUAGUGCACUGCUUUUGACCAGGGCCCAUAUGUACGGAAUAGGGUGCCAUUUGGUACGCAGACGGUGGCUUUUUACAGCCCCAUUUUUUGAAGUAAUGCUAUCUGACUGACGGUCAGGAUGUGGUGCUGUUGGUUUGUAACGCAUGCCUAGCCUCUGUCACAGGCAACGUGAGCAAAGCCUGGACGUCCGAGGUUAACGCAUACCGCGAAUAGUUACACGAGUAGAAGGACUGAAAAAAACUUAACUUCAGAAUAUGAAAUGUAUCCUCUGUCUGCUUUCAGCGGCUAGAUGAGUUCAGGUCAACAGGAAACUGUAAUGGAGGGGUCAUUUGUUCAGCUAAAAGGCAUAUAGGACUAUAUCAGUCAGGUUCAGAACCAUGGACCUGAAAACUCUUGUUAGCUCCCCUAGCUGAUGCCUAGGCUUUAGCUCAGAGUGCUAAUACGGACUUUUGGCCUUUAGAAGACCCGGGCUCGAAGUUAUAGAGCUCCAAAAUAUAUUUAUUUACAGUUGCCAUUCAAAACAUACAUGGGCACCCUCCUUCCAUGUUACACAAACUCCCUAAACAGUUAAGUGGGGAUGCUAUGGACCUAAAGGACCACAAAGGAACAUACGUCGUCACACAUGUCCCCAACUGGCUAAAUACCACCCUGUGAGGUCUUAGCAGUCCGGUUAGAACGGCCUGUAGUGGGAUGUGUAGUGGGGCACAGUUGGACAUAGUAUGGUGGUGAAUGGGCUCUAUGUGUAUGUCUGCAGGUUCAUGUUUCAAGGCAGCGGCAUAGAACAGGUUGUAUCCAUGGCAUGGACAGCUGCAGUGUGAUUCUCACCUUCAAUGGCUGACAAGACUUGGCUGAUAUGAGCUGCAUUGCUCACUGCUAGCGCCAACAGGCUAAAUUCUAGCAAACAGCUAACAUGGCACAUGCAGUCUCAUUGCUCAGUGCUAGCGCCAACAGGCUAAUUGCUAGCAAAAGGCUAACAUGGCACAUGCAGUCUCAUUGCCCACUGCUAGUGCCAAGCGGCUAAUUGCUAAGCUAAAGGCUAACAUAGUUGUAUGGUGAUGAUGACACAGGUGUUUAGGUGUGCUGUGUUAUUCUCAUCUGUGCUGUGUGAUUCCCUAUUCUUCUAAGAAGAGGUGACACAUCUUGUUGACCAAUGCUAGCAGCUAGCGACUAAUCGCCAAGCUAUAGGCUAACCUAUAACGGCAUAGGAGUUUGUGACUGUGUAUGCUAACGUCUUAUACAUGAUGGAUUUGAUCUAAUGGUUUCUGCAGAAUCCUUGACUUGCAGACAGGAAGAAUGAUACUAGCUUCUUCUACCGGCCCAAUGUUAAUGUUAAAUGUGGACUUGAAAAUGCGCCACAAAGCCCUUUGAGUUAAGAUCCUCAGACUCAAGAUAAAUCGCAUCUGACUCAACACACACAUUGAUCAAAUGGGUCAGGGCAGAAAGCUUAACACCCGUGUGACUGUCCAUGACUGUCCAUGGUACACAAAUGGGACUCUCUGUACUCUCUGUGUGUUCUCUCCAUGGGCUUCCUAUUCUGGGCUCUGAUUCACGAAUAAACAAUUUACUGCUCAUGAUCGGUCGGUCAUCACCUCCUGUGUGUGUGUGUGUGUGAGCUAUGCCCAUUUAUCACCUCCUCUGGGCAUUGUCAGCAUUACAACCGACAACAAAACCCAAGAUUACAUUCCUAGUGAGUACACACUGUCAUGUGUAUGUGUGACGGACUGGGGUUCUAACUCGGGUCUAACCCAGGUCUCCUAGCUAUUCUGUGUCAGAGGUUACUUUAAUAUCCAUGGCUACUUUCAUAGAUUUACAUUACUGUAGCUAGCUCAGAUUUCACUGUCUACAAACAUGCAGUCUAAACAGGAGUACAAUUGGGAGAGAACGCGUAGGAACAGAGUUCCCAGAGUGACAUCAUUUUGACAUGUAAUAAUAUGACUUCCUGACACAGGGUUCAUUGUCGGAGUCUGUCUCUACAGUGCUGUCUUUACCUAUGUCUGCUCCCCUCAAAUAGUCUGUGCCUUAGCCUAAGCAUCUCCAUUCAAGGAGCUGAAAUCUGAGCGUGGCAAUCGGAGAGAGUGUUGAGUAUUCAAUCUGCUCUUGGCAUUACAAACAGUCACACACCAAGUCUGUUCUGGACAGACAGGCGUUGAUGCAGGAAAAUAAAUAGUGGCUGUGAAAGUGUCCAGUGUGAUGAAUAAGGGCUAUUUUGGAUAAAGCGAGCAAUUGGGUUUAUCCAUAAUGUCUGUAUAUCUGUACAUGUAAGUUGAUUCAAUAAGAUGUUUGGAGCCAAUGCUUCUAUGCUUUACAAGAAGAUUAAAGGAGUAAUCUACUGAAAAACUAUAUUUUGGUAUUUUCUUCAUUAUUCCACUGUUGAUGAAGUUCAGCAAUCAAGUUUUCAAAAUAUCAGACUUUCAAAAAGCAAAUUGUAACUUGCCACAUCAUCAUGAUGAUUAUAAAUCCUUUAAUGCCGCUCCUUGUGUGUCAAAUCAAUACAGAAGUGUUAGAGGUCUCCAAUUGUAUUAAUUGAACUGUAACUUAUAGAAAGUUAUAGAAAUUAAACCAUGCUCAAUAACAGAGAGGCUGUUGUCUUUUCUAACAUGGCCGUUCAGUGAUUACCAGACCUAAACCCUUCUCUCUCUUUAUACUGACAUCUUUAUCAUUAACAGACUCACCUCUCGCUCUCUCUGUCUCUGCAGACCUAGUGGUAGAGGCCUCCAGCCCUGAUGAGCUGCAUCUCCACGUGCCGCUCUCCUGUGACCUCUCCUGUGACUCCGUAGACGACCAUGGAGGCCAAAGCUCCUCCAACGACACCCCGGCCCCAGGCUCUGUGUGUCAGUCCUGUAACCCUCCACCAAGCCUUGCUACAUCGGCCAAAGAAGAGCCCCUAGCCUCCACAGAGAAGGUCCCCAUGGAGGAGGUAGCGAGCGAGGAGGAGGAGGAGGAGGAGGAAGAGGAGGCUGCAUCUGAGGAGGUGAUAGCUGAGGAAGAAUCUGUGGAGUCUGCAGAGACUUCAGAGGAGGUCCAAGCAUCAGAGGAGAUAGUGGAGGAAGCUGCCUCGUCUGAGGAGGAAGCAGUGGAGGAAGCUGCCUCGUCUGAGGAGGAAAAAGUGGAGGAAGCUUCCACGUCUGAAGAAGAGGUUGUAGAGGAGGUUGAGGCAGAACCUGAAGCCGAGGAAGAAGAGGUUGUAGAGGAAGAGGAAGCAGUUGAGGAAGCUGUGGCCAUGGAGGAGGAAGUGGAGGUAGUCAAAGAGGCAGUAGAGGAAACAGUAGAAGAAGAACCUGCAGUAGAGGAACCAGUUGAGGAGGUAGCGGUUGAGGAGGCCGUAGAGGAGGCCGUAGAGGAGGCCGUAGAGGAGGCCGUAGAGGAGGCCGUAGAGGAGGCCGUAGAGGAGGCAGUAGUAGUAGUGGCUGAACCUGUGUUGGAACCCAAGCUGGUUGAACCCGAGCCAGAACCUGUAGUGGAAUCUGAAGUGGUUGAACCCGAGCCAGAGGUGGUGGUCGAGGAGGUGGCUCCAGAACCAGAGGAGGCUGUAGUAGAAGUAGAGCCAGAAACAGAGCCUGUUGUAGAGGAAGCUGCUCUGGAACCCACUCCGGAACCUGCGGAAGCAGCUCCAGAACCUGUAGAAGUAGGUGAGGUGGUUGUGGAGGCGAUGAAGGAGGAGGAGGUGGUGGAGGAGGUGGCAGCUAUUGUGGAGGAGGUACAUGUUUUUGAGGAGGAGGCGGUGGUGGAAGAGGAGGCACCUGUUGUUGUUGUUAAGGAGGAGGCGACUGUUUUUGAGGAGGCGCCUGUUGAGGAUGUGACAGUGGAGGAUGUACCAGCAAAGGCAGAAGCACCAGCAAAAGGUAUAGAGUACUGCAUUAUUCAAAUUUAUAAUUUGAAUGAGAAAAACAUUAUUGUCCAAACAAUUUGGAUACAAACUUGCUUGUUUAUAUCAAUGUGUUGACAUUUAUUAUUUCUAUACUAAAUGUGAUUGCUCAUGCUAAAAGUACCUCUGGCAAGCCCUUUUAAGUUACAUACUGUAGAGAUGGAGUUUUGUUUCAGGAUCCUGUUAUAUCUCCCCUUCUCUUCUUCACAGUGCUUUGAAUACACUUCAGUCAGCUCUUAAGAGCCAUGUUGAUGGCUCUUCAAUGUCAACCUUACAGUGUCGACUCAAGUGUAUUCAAAGCCAUGAUGAGCGAGUGGUACUGUAAUCAGGAGACUGACACUCUGCCAUUUGCUGCCUUAGUGUUGACACCAGCUAUAAAAGACAUAGGCUCUGGUCUGGCUCCUACAGUAUCUCCCUACCUACUCUUUUACUCUCAUCCCCCUAUCUCUAAACCUCCAUCUCUCUCUCAUUCUUUCUCUCUCCUCUCUCUAACCACUUCCCCUCCCUCCCUUUCCCCUCCCUUUCCCCUCCUUCCUUCCUUCCUUCCUUCCUUCCUUCCUUCCUUCCUUCCUUCCUUCCUUCCUUCCUUUCCUUCCCUCCCUCCAUCCCCCCCCUUUCUCUCUCUCUCUCUCGCGCUCUCUCUCUCUCUCUAACCACUUCCCCUCCCUCCUCUCCUUCCUUCCUUCCUUCCUUCUCCUUCCUUCCUGUCCUUCCUUCCUUCCUUCCUUCCUUCCUUCCUUCCUUCCUUCCUUCCUUCCUUCCUUCCUUCCUUCCUUCCUUCCUUCCCUCCCUCCAUCCCACCCUUUCUCUCUCUCUCUCCUCUCUCUCGUCUCUUCGCUCUCUCUCUCUCUCUCUCUCUCUCUCUAACCACUUCCCCUCCCUCCUCUCCUUCCUUCCUUCCUUCCUUCCCUACCCCCCCCCCCCCCCCCCCUCUCUCUCUCUCUCCUCCCUCCCUUCCUCUCUCCCUGGCCCAUGCCAUGCCCCAGAACCUGAUAUGUGUAGCUAAUGGUGGCAUCAGGAAUAACCCCUAGCUGGCCAGGACAGAAAUAGAGGGAGGAAGGGGAGAGAUAGAUAGAUGGGCAGAUGGACACUGAUAUAACAACAUGGACGGAUGGCUGCAGAGCCACACAACAGAUGCUGUGGUCAGUCAGUGUUCUGUUAUCAUGGCAGGAAGUCAGUUGGUGUCAUGUUCAGGGGAGAUCAAAGGUGAAACGUUCAGAUAGAAAUGUAAUGAAUAGAGCUCACAUGAUUCCCAGUUCUACAUGACAGACAGUUAAAUCUGUUCUACACAUUACAUUUCUUUCUGAAUGUUCAGAAACGUUUAGAUAGAAAUGUAAUGAAUAGAGCUGACACAAUUCCCAGUUCUACAUGACGGACAAGCAUGUAUGCACACUGUACUGCAAGUCGCUUUGGAUAAAAGUGUCUUAUAAAUGGCAUAUUACAAGCAUACACAGAGUAUACAAAACAUUAAGAACACCUGCUCUUUCCAUGACAUAGACUGACCAGGUGAAAGCUAUGAUCCCUUAUUUAUGUCACUUAAAUCCACUUCAAUCAGUGUAGAUGAAGGGGAGGAGGCAGGUUAAAGAAGGAUUUUUAACCCUUGAGACAAUGAAGACAUGGAUUGUGUAUUACAUUUACAUCAUUUAGCAGAUGCUCUUAUCCAGCGACUUACAAAUUGGUGCAUUCAACUUAUGAUAGCCAGUGGGACAACCACUUUUUUUCUUCUUUUUUUUAUGGGGGGGGGGGGGGGGGGGGGGGGGUGAAAGUGCCUUUGAACGGGGUAUGGUAGUACGUGCCAAUCACACCAAUUUGUGUCAAGAACUGCAACGCUACUGGGUUUUUCACGCUCAACAGUUGCCCGUGUGUAUCAAGAAUGGUCCACCACCCAAAGGACAUCCAGCCAACUUGACAACUGUGGGAGGCAUUGGAGUCAACAUGGGCCAGCAUCCCUGUGGAAUGCUUUUGACACCUUGUAGAAUCCAUGCCCCGAUGAAUUGAGGCUGUUCUGAGGGCAAAGGGGGGGGGGGGGGGGGGGGGGGGUGGUAUACUCAUCAUCAUAUAAUGCAGGGUAAAUUCAACUUUCUGAGUCAUUGAUAUGGAUAUGUCAUGUUUGGAUUCGACCUUGGUCUGAUGACUGACCUUGGAGUUGACUGACAGGCUUUUCCUCCAAUCAGCAGUGGUGGAGGAGGCAGCCCCGGCCCCAAAGCUCAGAGACCGCUCCCACAUCGAUGAGACGCUCCAAUUGACUUCUGCCGAACCCUCGCCUGAGUUCGCAGGUAAGGAGUUACAAGUAAGGCCCUGAGUUUUUCUCAAUUCAUCAUUCCUCGAUUCUUCACAUUCGACCUCACCACCUCCUUAAUCGUAUUGUAGGAGAAGGUCCAAGGUCCCUCCCCUUGGACCUUCUUCUCCAUUGUGUUUUGAGAAGGAGGCGAGGAGAGGACGCAAGGAAUCUAGAAAAUAUUAAUUUAGAAAAAGAGGGGGACCUUGGGGGGGUAGUAGUAUAUGACUUGGGGGAGUUUUUUAAUCAGAGAAAAUAUACACUCUGCUCUGCUCUGCCAAUGAAGACUCAUUCACAUGAGUCAGGUUACUAUGACUACCAUGACCAUGAGUCAGGUUAGUUCAUUCAUGGUGCCUCCAUUAUAUUACCAUGACUACCAUGACCAUGAGUCAGGUUAGUUCAUUCAUGGUGGCUCCAUUAUAUUACCAUGACUACCAUGACCAUGAGUCAGGUUAGUUCAUUCAUGGUGCCUCCAUUAUAUUACCAUGACUACCAUGACCAUGAGUCAGGUUAGUUCAUUCAUGGUGCCUCCAUUAUAUUACCAUGACUACCAUGACUACCAUGACCAUGAGUCAGGUUAGUUCAUUCAUGGUGCCUCUAUUAUAUUACCAUGGCUACCAUGACCAUGAGUCAGGUUAGUUCAUUCAUGGUGCCUCCAUUAUAUUACCAUGACUACCAUGACCAUGCAAAAUGUAUCGUCUCAUCUCUUCUCUCCCACCCGUUUCUCUCCUUUUCAACAUCUCUUCUCUUCAUCUGCUACUACUGCCUCUCUCCACCUCUCUCUAUCAUCCUCUCUUCAUCCCUCUCUCUUCUUCCUCUCUCCCUUCCUCCUCUCCUCCUCUCUCCCCCUAAUCCUCUCCUCUCCUCUUCUUUCCCCCUUCAUCCUCUCCUCAUCCCUCUCUCCUCCUCUCCUCUCUCCCCCCUCACCCUCUCCUCAUCCCUCACUCCUCUCCUCCUCUCCAGCUGCUAUAAAGAAGCUGCAGCACAUCUACCACUCAGCCAUCAAGCCCAUGGAGAUGGCCUACAAGUACAACGAGCUCAGAGCUCACGAGGUCACAGGUAGCCUGCCCAACCACUUAGCAUUAGCCUUGAGCCAUUAGCUAUUAGCAUGUUCUAUCUGUUUUAUACUGACCUGUUGUCUUAGCAUAUUAGGCUUUAGCCUGGUUAGCAUUGUUCCGAUUUGUUUAUUAGUAUUAGCAUAUUAGCCUUUAGCCAUUAGCUAUUAGCCUUUUCAAUCUGUUCAUUACCAACCUGUUGCACAAAGAACAACAAAAUGCUACAUUUCCCCCCGAAAAAACAGACAGGCAUAAGUCUAGUUACCAACAGUCCUUGCAGACAUUGUCAUUAGCACUGGGGUUUCCCCAGGCAAAUGGGCAAUACUGUACACAGUUGUGUGCCAGCUUAGUCUCUGGUGCCUUCGCCUGAAGAAACUCAGCUGGGUGACUUUGACAAAUCAAUGAAACAUAAAUAAAUGAAUUAACUGCAUAUACACCUGCCAGUAAUCGAAUGCACCAGGAGCUCUCCAGAGAGUGACUUUGUAUGCAUCAGCAUAUAAAUACAGCUUUGUGUGGGCGACCAGGCCUCACUUAACCCAGGCUUGUUAGAGAUUGAGGGCUCCAUUCAUAGUACAGUAAUGUAUGCAAUGACCGCCCCCUUGUGGGACAAAGUGUACCAUUGACAAAGUCUACAAAAGUGACCCCCCCCCCCCCCCCCCACUCUCUCUCUCUCUCUCUCUCUCUCUCUCUCUCUCUCUCUCUCUCUCUCUCUCUAUCUCACUCUAUCUAUAUGUCUAUCUAUCUCUCUCCUCCCUCUAGAUGGAGAGAUCACCUCCAAGCCCAUGGUGCUGUUCCUGGGACCCUGGUCAGUAGGCAAAUCCUCCAUGAUCAACUACCUGCUGGGCGUGCACGGUACCCCACAACAACUUUACACAGGUAAGAGCACCUGCCGCAUAGCUUGGGCCUGGAGUUUCACCUGACCAACUCCCUACUCUGACAAUCAGUCAAUCAAUCAAAUGUAUUUAUAAAGCCCUCAUUGCACCUCUUACCAGUCUACACCGCAGACAAGGUUUUCGACUUUAUCAUUCACUCUAUUCCACAUCUUGUCUAUCUACUACUGGUCUGUCAUCUAUUGCACCCUUCCCAGUCCACUUCUCUGAGGUAUACAAACAUGCCUCAAUGCAACUGCUUCCUUUUCUUAGUUAACUAUUUGGAUAGCUGUUCAUAUUAAUCUCUCUCUUACACGUUCUACCAUCCCUCCCUCCCUAUCUCCCUCCCACCUCUCCCCUCUUCCCCUCUCUCUCCAUACCACCUCUCGCCCGCUUCCUCCCUCUCUCCCAGGUGCUGAGCCCACUACAUCUGAGUACACAGUGGUGAUGCACGGUGACAAGUUCCGCUCGGUGGAGGGCAUCGUGAUGGCUGCCGACAGCUCCAGGUCCUUCUCUCCUCUGGAGAAGUUUGGCCAGGGGUUCCUGGAGAGGCUGGUGGGGAUUGAGAUGCCCCAUAAACUGCUGGAGAGAGUCACCCUGGUGGAUACACCUGGGAUUAUUGAGAACCGCAAGCAGCAGGAGAGAGGUGGGGAGGAGAACACACAUACACAUACAUACACUAACCUCUCAAAUACAGCCAUGUGUAAUAGAUCAUAUACACUCUUUAGAUAUGUGUUAUAUGCUGUGAAGUGACAAUCACAAGCCGCAGGAGAGAGGUGGGAGGAGAACAGACAGAGAUUCACUAACAGUCACACUCAUGCACACACACAAACACACACACACACACAAUGUGUCAUUGAACCAUUCACACACCUGAACUUUUUGUGUCCUACAUCCUCAGAAUGGUAACACACUCCAUGCAACACACACACGUACACAUUCUCAAAAAUGCAAUGAUAAAAAUACUUAACUCACUGUAUCCUACCAAAUCUUUGAGUAAAACAGCCUCUGAUUGGUCGACCUCCCUCCCCCCCUCCAGGCUACCCCUAUAGCGAGGUGUGUCAGUGGUUCAUCGACCGUGCUGACCUCAUCUUCCUGAUGUUUGACCCCACCAAGUUGGACGUGGGUGGAGAGCUGGCGACGCUGUUCAAACAGAUGAAGGUAAAGAAGUGUAAAGCAUAGAAAUAUAAUUACUAGAACGGAUGUGAUGGGUGGCCCGGCGGCCAUAUUGAGUGUACCGAUAAGAGUAAAGUAGGAAGCAAAAGUAUUAAGUUCAGUAUUCAGUUUGUGCUUUAUUAACAGUCAACUCAACUGAAAUUACAAAAUAAUACAUUCCUUUCUCAUUCUAGUAAUUCUAUGUCUAUGGUGCAAAGCAAAGUGCCUUAGAUUUCCCAAUAUACAGCCAGUCUUGGCCUAGCAAGGGAGUGACACUUUAAUAAACUUUUCUAAACUCUGUUUUCUUCAUUCAUUCAUUGAUCCAUCCAUCCAUCAAUUAAUUAAUUAAUUAAUUAAUUCAUUCAUUCAUUCCAGGGCCGCGAGUCCCAGAUCCGCAUCAUCCUGAACAAGGCAGACAACCUGGCCUCCCAGGACCUGAUGCGUGUCUAUGGCGCCCUGUUCUGGUCCAUGGCUCCUCUCAUCAACGCCACAGAGCCUCCCCGGGUCUACGUUAGCUCUUUCUGGCCCACAGACUACGCAGCCGACACCAGCCGAGAGCUCUUCAUACGGGAGGAGAUCUCGCUCCUCGAAGACCUCAACCAGGUGAAGCUCAACCCUCACCUACAGACAUUACAGUUUACACACACACCAACACAUUACACGCACACACCAGCCCAUGGCUUUUUAUACGGGAGGAGACCUUGCUGCUCGAGAAGCAACCAUCUCCUGCCGUUGUGCCCUUGAGCAAUGCACCUAAAACCUAUGACAAUGCAGAUGUGAUGUCAUUGUUUUAGCACUAUCCACUGAGUUUUUAAACUACGGCGAGUGAUAUGGUUCAAUGUGCCAGUAAAUCAGCACAAUCUACUUUUUUGGGGUCCCAGCAUCUUGAAGCUAAAAUUCGGAUCAUGUUUACUGUGCUAAUGACAACAACAAAAAAAGAGUCACAGAGAGCGAUGUACAAUUCGGCGAACAAGGUAUUUGUGGUAAGUGCAUGGGGGACGCCAUAUUUAUGCACCUCCGCUAUUGACAAUAAUGUCCUUCUCCUUUUCUUCAGGUCAUUGAGAACCAGCUGGAGAACAAGAUAGCCUUCAUCCGCCAGCACGCCAUCCGGGUCAGAAUCCACGCCCUGCUGGUAGAUCGCUACCUCCAUACCUACCAUGAGAAGCUGGGCUGGUUCAGCGACCCCGACGAGGUGUUCAGGGACAUCGUCUCAGACCCUGACAAGUUCUACAUCUUCAAGUCCAUCUUGGCCAAGACCAAUGUAAGGGAGAGUGUGUGUGUGUAUGUGUAAUGUGUGUAUGUAAUAAGUAUAUAACAUGUGUUAAAGGUAGGCAAAGUGUGUGUAUAAUGUGUAUGUAAAGUGUGUACAAUGUGUAUAUAAUGUGUGUAUUAAAUGUGUAUGAGUAAUGUGCAUAUAACAUAUAAUGUGUGUAUAUAACUAACAUGUAUAUAAAAAAUAUAAUCAAAUGUUAUUUGCCACAUGCGCCUGAUACAACAGGUGUAGACCUUACAGUGAAAUGCUUACUUACAAGCCCUUAACCAACAAUGCAGUUAAAAAUGUUUCACUAAAAUAUGUGUUAUGUAAAAAAUAGAUAAAUAAAAAAUAAUUAAAGAGCAGCAGUAAAAUAAAAUAACAGUAGGGAGGCUAUAUACAGGGGGUACCGGUACAGAGUCAAUGUGCGGGGGCACAGGUUAGUCCAGGUAAUUGAGGUAAUAUGUACAUGUAGGUACAUAGGUACAGACCCAUGGGGUGGCGCGCACAAUUGGCCCAGCGUCGUCCAGGGUAGGGGAGGGAUUUGGCCGGCAGGGGAUGUAGCUCAGUUGGUAGAGCAUGGCGUUUGCAACGCCAGGGUUGUGGGUUCGAUAAAAUAAUGUAUGCACUAACUGUAAGUCGCUCUGGAUAAGAGCGUCUGCUAAAUGACUAAAAUGUAAAAUGUAAUGUAAAAUGUAGGUAGAGUUAAAGUGACUAUGCAUAGAUAAUAAACAGAGUAGCAGCAGCGUAAAAGAGGACCAGGAACAACAUGUGUACAACAUAUAUAGAACUUGUGUGUUCUCCAUUUCUCCAGGUGAGCAAGUUCGACCUGCCAGACAAAGAAGCCUACCAGGACUUCUUCGGCAUCAACCCUCCAUCAGGCUUUAAACAGCUGUCCUCCCUCUGUUCCUGGUCGUCAGGCUGUCUGAUUGACAAGAUAGAGAAAGCUAUCACUGUGGAGCUCCCUGCCCUCCUGAUUAGCCUGGGCAAGAAAGACAGUCCACCCCCAGCCAAGGCCGCCCCAGCCCCUCCACCCCCACUGCCUGAGGCAAAACCCAAGAACCGCUGGCGAAAGGAUUGAGGAGGAGAGAUGAAGAGAGGGAUGGAUGGAGAGAAGAGGACGGGGAGUAAAGGAGGCCGAAGCCAGAAGCUGUACUGGGGUGACUCCACUUCUGAGUUUGUCUGGACUGGACACGGGGAAGAGAGGAGAGAGGGAUGGGAUGGAGGAUGGGUGGAGGAGAGGAAAGAUGUACAGCUGGGGAGUGAAGCCACAUAAAGCACAUGGGAACCUUACAAGCCCAUUAGAAAUAAUCCAACUGGAGAAAAACGGAAACACGUUUUUAAAUGAUUUAAAUCAGAGACUCUUAUCUUCCUAAGUGUUAUUAUUUAACUCAAAACGAAAACAGGGAAAUAUAAACAAGAGUUUGUUUUAUUUCGGUUUGUUUGCCAGAUUGUUACUAUUUUAUUUAUUAAAGUUUUUCUCUUCUUCUUCAUCCGUAGACAAGGAGGAAAAAUACCAGCAAUCAGUUACAGUAUUCAUCUAUUGUAUUCUAUUCUAUUCUAUUGUCUUUAUUGUCAGUUCUAAACUACAGCUUAUCUUCGUUGUUAGUGCAGUAUGUCAUUGCUGUGUAAGAUCGCAUUUGUACAUUGAUGCCAGUUAAAUGGGCUGUAGCCUUCUCUUCCUGUUAUAGCUUUGCCUCAAUAUGCUGCAUGUCAAAGUGUCAUUAAAGUUGUAUUUCAUCCUUGUAGCUUCAGAUACCAUUGA